Molecule: messenger RNA, 921 nt
Organism: Oryza brachyantha (malo sina)
Lineage: Eukaryota; Viridiplantae; Streptophyta; Magnoliopsida; Poales; Poaceae
Product: gamma-glutamylcyclotransferase 2-3
Exons: 8
Coding region: 151-714 (187 amino acids)
Biological process (GO): glutathione catabolic process
Cellular component (GO): cytoplasm
Molecular function (GO): glutathione specific gamma-glutamylcyclotransferase activity; gamma-glutamylcyclotransferase activity
Source: RefSeq, a predicted model, not a curated record
CGCUUUCGCGUACCCAAUCAGAGACGCAGAGCCACCAUAUACAGCUCGCACGCGGCGGCGGCGCAACCAUACGCGAUUCCACCGGCACCGGAGCAGCCGAGAGCCAGAGAGAGAGAGAGAGAGAGAGAGAGAGUGGGGAGAGGGGAGGCCAUGGCGAUGUGGGUGUUCGGGUACGGGUCCCUGGUCUGGAACCCCGGCUUCGCGCACGACGCCCGCCUCGUCGGCUUCGUCAGGGACUACCGCCGCGUCUUCUACCAGGGGAGCACGGACCACAGGGGCACGCCGGAGUUCCCCGGGAGGACCGUCACGCUCGAGCACCGGCCCGGUGCGACAUGCUGGGGAGUUGCCUACAGAAUUUCAAGGGAGCAAGAUAAGCAGACAGCUCUGGAGUAUCUGGAAGUAAGAGAGAAGCAAUAUGAUGAGAAGAUAUACCUUGACCUGUAUACAGAUUCUUCACCAAAAACACCAGCCGUCCAAAAUGUGAUGGUGUACUUGGCGACAACAAACAAGGAGACUAACGAAAACUACCUGGGCGCUGCACCGCUGGAAGAAAUGGCCAAGCAAAUUUACCUAGCUGAAGGCCCAGCUGGACCUAACAAAGAGUAUCUGUUCAAACUCGAGGAUGCAUUGAGCAAAAUUGGAGCUGCUGAUCCACAUGUCCAAGAACUGGCAAACGCUGUGCGCAAAUAUUCAGACACAAUGCUAUCUUGCUGAAGGAUUGCAUUUACACCCCUUCCCUUUCCAAGGGUGAAAAUAUCCUGAAGGAAGUUAGAUCAAUUUAUGCUCAAACAUCUCAUUAUUGUAAGGUGUGGACGGGUUGCGCCGAUAUUCUUGUCCAUCUGUAGAUGGCAGUAGAGAAAAUGCAUUGGGGAUUUACAUAGUAAUCUGGGUAUGAAAACUACCAAAUUAUUUCGUUUCAAA